Brassica napus (rape) is the source of this 594-nucleotide messenger RNA. RefSeq lists its product as uncharacterized. The record is from RefSeq and is a predicted model, not a curated record. Bases 1 to 189 code for a protein of 62 amino acids. Lineage: Eukaryota; Viridiplantae; Streptophyta; Magnoliopsida; Brassicales; Brassicaceae. The transcript has a single exon.
AUGAUUUCUGUUGUUAUAAUCACUGAGCUACUGGUUGAGUACACGACGGCACUAGCGAAACUCACCGCUGGGAUUCUUCCGAGACGGCGAGGAGACACUGACGUGAUACGGAUUGGUGGUUUCUCUUUGCGUUUUCCUUCAAGAUCGACACCUGUUCCAGAUUUCUCUUCUCAUCUAGUUGAUUUCUGAUCUGCGCAAACCCAACGUUCUCAGAUCUCAAUUUUGUGUGUUUCUCCGGAGCUUUCGAGGAGAUUGUGGCUUUGUUUUGAAGAAACUUUCUCUAGAUUUUGUGUUGAUUACUUGAUCAGAGCUUUGUAUAAUUGUAUCGAGUUAUUACUAGAGACUAUCGUUUUGAUUAAUCUUCCAGCGUUUCUUAAUUUUGAGAUUUCAGUCUUUUGUAUCUGUAGAGAACGUGAUGAAGAGAUGAUGUUUUUUUUGGCUUCACUCUUCUCUUCUGACAAGACGCACUUGUCUGUUUAGACUUUGUUCUUUACCUUUUAAACCAUCGUAUAGCCAACUGGUUGUAUUGCGAUGGUUGCAACUUGUAAAAUAAAAUAAUCAAGUUAAUUAGUAAAACCAAAACGAUCAUUUUGA